AUGCAGCUGCGAAUUUUCAUCCUUUUACUUGCACAUAUUUGCGCAGAAACAGGGAAUAAGCCAAAGAAGAAUGUCUGGAAGAAGUCAGUAGGAACAGGUGCCACGAAAAAUGGGGCGAAGCAAGUCGAGAAAAACGAAGAAAGCUUUAUCCAACUUCCCAGUGGAAUACAAAAAGCAGCCGAGCUGUUUGCUGCUUACACAGACAAACCGCGCAAAAUCGCCACCUACUAUUUUAAGAAAGUUGCGAAAGAGAGCAAGAAGCUGUGGAAGAAGUUUGUGAGCUCGGGAUUUUCAGUGGAGAAACUGAUCGCCACGCAAAUCGCGGCACUGCUAGUUUAUACCAUCAUUUCGUCGUUUGUGAAAUUCAUCACAAGAACAAGCAGAAGUCGCCGUGAAAAUAAACUGGUCAAAAAGGUUUAUGUCGCCACACCCAGCCACGCUGUCGAAGAAUCCUCCAGCGAAACAGAGAACGAAGGAAGUAAUGAAGAAAUUGACGAAGAAGAGCAAGUAGAACAAGAAUCAACUGACAAUUCCGAUCACGAAACUGCUAGUCAUCAUUCAGAAUCAGAACACGAAUCAUUGCCAGAGAUUCGCCGUACUCCCAGUACCCAAAUCAAUAGACAAGUUUCAACAUCCAACGAUGAAUGA
Oikopleura dioica is the source of this 648-nucleotide messenger RNA. The record is from the annotation of a GenBank genome assembly. NCBI's taxonomy places the organism in Eukaryota, Metazoa, Chordata, Appendicularia, Copelata, Oikopleuridae.